Messenger RNA from Lacerta agilis (Sand lizard), 1107 nucleotides. RefSeq names its product histone-lysine N-methyltransferase SETMAR. Lineage: Eukaryota; Metazoa; Chordata; Lepidosauria; Squamata; Lacertidae. Gene Ontology annotation, cellular component: nucleus. The record is from RefSeq and is a predicted model, not a curated record. Gene Ontology annotation, molecular function: protein binding; zinc ion binding; histone methyltransferase activity.
ACGCUUCCGGCGUCCAUCUCCAGCUUGUCCUUCAUUGGUGGCUUGGCCAUUCAUCGAACGAAGCCUUGCGCAGAGCUGACCAAUUCUAAGAGAGCAGGGCGGGGAAAAGAGUAGGGUUUAAAAAAAAAAAGCCCCGGCCGUAUUGGCUCUUCGGGUUGACCCUUAGAGGCGAAGCAUGGACGUGAGUGGAGGGCUGGAGAACUUCCCCGUGGCUGUGUGGCCGCGGCUGGAGGAGCCGCCGGCGUUCCAGUACAGCCCAGAUCAUGUGGCUGGAGAGGGAGGAGGACCAGACCCAUCUGAAGUCUCCCUAAAUGGCUGCAGGUGUCAUUCCUCUUCCUGUCUUGCCUCCACGUGUUCCUGCCUUCAUUAUGGGGAAAACUAUAACAAUCAGUGCAUUAACUAUGAAGGAAAUGAACUAGAUUUUUCGAAGCGUUUUGAAUGCAACACUAUGUGCCAUUGUGGAGAGUUGUGCCAAAACAGGGUGAUUCAAAGGGGCUUGCAAUUCCGGCUUGAAGUCUUCAAGACUGCCAAGAAAGGAUGGGGUCUCCGCAAUCUGGAGUUUAUACCCAAAGGAAGAUUUGUUUGUGAAUACGCUGGGGAAAUACUCAACUUCAGAGAAGCAUGUAGAAGGAUACAGUCGCAGACAUCAAGCGAUUCAAAUUACAUUAUAGCAAUAAGAGAACACUUCUGCGAUGGACAGAUAUUGGAGACAUUUGUGGAUCCCACUUACAUUGGUAAUGUUGGUAGGUUCCUGAACCAUUCCUGUGAACCAAACCUCUUUAUGGUCCCUGUCCGAGUAGACUCAAUGGUACCUAAAUUGGCACUUUUUGCCAACCGUGAUAUUUGUGCCAAUGAAGAACUUUCAUAUGAUUAUUCGGGUAGAUACCAUAAUUACUUGCCUGAGAAAGAUCAAGAAGAGCUGCAGCAAGUGGAAGUAUCUAAGAAACCCUGUUACUGUGGGGCCAAAUUAUGUGCAAAUUUUUUGCCUUAUGAUAGUUCAUUAUUCCACAAAGGUGACCUAAGAAGCCAUGCUGUAGAAGCACUCUGAGAAUAGAACCAGUAGCAUGUAAUGCUGUAUAUAUAUUAAUUACAUUGCAAAAAUACUAA